Aspergillus glaucus CBS 516.65 is the source of this 615-nucleotide messenger RNA. RefSeq lists its product as uncharacterized. Lineage: Eukaryota; Fungi; Ascomycota; Eurotiomycetes; Eurotiales; Aspergillaceae. Gene Ontology annotation, biological process: regulation of transcription by RNA polymerase II. The record is from RefSeq and is a predicted model, not a curated record. The transcript is spliced from 3 exons. Gene Ontology annotation, cellular component: nucleus. Bases 1 to 615 code for a protein of 204 amino acids. Gene Ontology annotation, molecular function: RNA polymerase II transcription regulatory region sequence-specific DNA binding; DNA-binding transcription factor activity, RNA polymerase II-specific.
AUGUCUCCUACACAUUCCCAGGAAGUCAUCUGCCCCAUCCCGUCCUGCGACCAAUUAUACACCGGAUCUCGAGCCAAAGACAGCCUCCGCGACCACAUGUUCACAUCUAGCUCUAAAUGCGAGGUGCACUUUAGAGAGUAUAAAGAUCGGUAUCCGUUUGCACGCAGGCAACCAGGUACAGUCUACCCUUGUGGAGCUUGCAAUGGUGUAUUUGGCAAGACCUCUUGCCUGAAAAGACAUAUGGAGACCCACAAGGAGACGAGGUACCCGUGUCCUAGUUGCGAUAAGAGCUAUGCUGAGAAGCGGAAUAUGGUUGAGCAUCUGGUGAAGGGGCGAUGUCGUGGUGAUCCUCGUUGGAGAAGUAGAGAUGUAACACCAACCUCUAGCGGAGAGGUGUCAAGGGCCGCUUCGGAAGAACCGACAACCAGCCGUACCACAUGGGACGUUUCAGCCGUUUUUGAGAACACAUAUAACAGUGUAAUUGCUUCGAAUGUUGACUUCAUCACGACGAAUCGUGACGAUUACCUCGCUACGGCAUAUGUACAAAUGUCCUCUUUAUCGACCUCAAUGCAGCAAUCUGACGACCCUCCGGCUUCCAGAUCAUCCUUCAUAUAG